AAUCAAACGAUCAGGAAAUCCUGCAGAUGCUGCGGCUUGCAACCAUGCCAGAAAGCCAAAACCAGGCAUUUUUAGAACAAUCCCAUAUUGAAGAAACCGUAGUUGACGUAGAAACAAAGGUAAAUUUGGCCUCAGAAAUGGAUUCUACCAGAAAUUCAGAGGAUCAGGUCGGGGAAAUGAGAAGAGGAAUCUUAGUGAUGGCAGUGCUUAUUGCCACAGUGACAUUUGAAGUAGCUCUGAAUCCACCCGGAGAAAUUUGGCAAGAUGGGAGUUCUUCUGCUUCUGGUUUUAAUACGACUAAGAUCAUGGAUAGAAGUAUCCCGGGCAAAUCGGUUGCCGACGACAGGGUUCCAAGCAGCCUGACAUGUUUUCUAGUAUGGGACUCAAUUGGGUUUCUGGCGUCCAUGAGCAUUAUUGUGGCAUUGACAACUCCCUGUAAGCUAGAGGGAAGUUUGAUUAGGUGGGUGUACGUCCGCUUGAUGAUGUGGGUGGUGAUUGUCUCCGUUCACAUGGUGUUCCUCUACGGUGUUCAGAUGACUACACCGACCAAGAUUUUCCGGCGAGCAGUGAUAGCGCCUUUUGCAUUUUUCUAUGGAGUUGUAGGGUUGCUAGCAUUGCGGACCGGAUUUUCUAUGGUCGAUCGGUGGGGAUACAUGAUUAAUGUGUUCCGCAAGAAGAAGAACACUUAAGCUGCAAAAAGACUACAUUUAUUGGUAAGAGUUGAAUUAUUAUCUAGUAAUCCUGAAAUUUACCCCAAAAAAUCUAGGAAGAAACAAAUCUUAAUUUU
Molecule: messenger RNA, 787 nt
Organism: Rubroshorea leprosula
Lineage: Eukaryota; Viridiplantae; Streptophyta; Magnoliopsida; Malvales; Dipterocarpaceae
Source: the annotation of a GenBank genome assembly